Polyodon spathula (Mississippi paddlefish) is the source of this 1897-nucleotide messenger RNA. RefSeq names its product TSEN54 tRNA splicing endonuclease subunit (gene tsen54). The record is from RefSeq and is a predicted model, not a curated record. Gene Ontology annotation, biological process: tRNA-type intron splice site recognition and cleavage. Bases 16 to 1614 code for a protein of 532 amino acids. Gene Ontology annotation, cellular component: tRNA-intron endonuclease complex. NCBI's taxonomy places the organism in Eukaryota, Metazoa, Chordata, Actinopteri, Acipenseriformes, Polyodontidae. The transcript is spliced from 11 exons.
GUUUUUUGUUGUAAAAUGGCGGACUGCGCUGAGAAGGGCUCUGCAAGUGCUUGUGAGAAUGAAUACUGGUCUGGUGAAGUGCUCAGUCCCUCAGAGCUGUUUGCGGCUCGCACCCGGGACCACAAGCUCCCUGCGCGAGGCCAGAAGGACUUUCUCCCUGACGGGUCCCAGCGGCAGGGUGAGAAGCUGCGGAGAGGCCUGGAGGAGCACUGGAAACUGGUCUCCGAGGAGCGUGUCGAGAGGCAGGGGAGUCUGGUGAAAGCAGAAUGGAAGCCCAAAGACAAUGUUGUGGUACUCAAAUGUCCAGCGGGGAAGUUUUGGCAGACCAUGGGCUACUCUGAAGAGGGGAAGCAGUUUCUCCAGUGCGAGGAGGCCCUGUACCUGAUGGAGUGUGGGAAUGUGGAGGUGUUUUACAGAGAGCUGCCUCUGUCUGUUCAGGAGGGUUAUGAGCUGAUGCUGUCAAACAGGACGAUCUCCCUGCAGCAAUACCAGGUGUUCAGUCAUCUGAAGAGACUGGGUUAUAUAGUUAAAAGAUUUGAUGCCAGUGCCGUUCCCUCCCUGUAUGAGAGACAGCUGAACCUGUUGCAGAGACGAGACAAGGCCGACAGGCGCCAUCGAAAGAGAAAGAGGAGCCGCAGCCCCAGCAAUUCCAAGGAUACUCCAGAAGGACAAAGCCAGACUGGAGAGAAUACUGAACAGAAGGCACAGGAAGAUGCCAUGAGCAGCAGAGAGGACAGCCAGAAAUCUGGGUCUAGUACUUGCGUGAUCCCACCUGAACGGGCUGCUGCCUGCAGCAUGGAGGUGAAACAGGAAGGUACCUCUGAGGAGAGGUCUUGUUGGUGGGACUUCCCCCUGGUUCCACAAUCGGAGCAGACAGAAGACAGGCAGCCACACUCUUCACAGCCCUCCGGGCUCAAGUGGGACUUUGCAAGAAUCUCCUUUCCCAAUCUGGGCUUGGACUGCCCUCUCACCAGCCUGCAAGCCCCAGACCCUGUCCUGCUGCCCAGCGCUGUCCCUGCCAGGGCCUGCGAUGCCUCGGCCUGGCUGCAGAGGCUGAAUCUCAGAGACGAGCAUCUGUCGAGGAGGGAGAGGGAGCAGAAGGACAGGGAGAGGCAUUACAAGAGAGGAGUGAACGAGGACAGGGAGGUGCGGAGCUGCCGGAACUGGCAGGACUACAAGGAGCUGCUGCAGAGAAGGAGCCGACAAAGCUGUAGGAACUGGCCGGCUCACCUUUGGAACGAAGCUGUCAAGCCACUCACUGCUCCUGGACAGGCCACCUCCACAGGUGACCUGCUGCAGCAGAUUGGUUUGAUGCAGCCUUCUCGACUGCUUGAUGAAGCUGCCGGGCUUGUGGAGGAUUCGGGAGGAAUGAAGAUUUCCUUUGAUGUCUACCAGGCGAACACUGUAGCUGAGUUUAAGAAAAGCAAUCCAGGGAAACCCUACUCAAGGAUGUGUGUCUGCAGUUUCGACGGGCCAGUGCCAGACUUGCGGACCCUAAAGAGACUGGCUUUUCAGAGCGGGGAUGUGCAAGUGACCUACGCCGUGGUGGACAAUGGAGACAUCUCCUUCUACUCCUUCAAGGAUUUCCAGCUACCCACUGACUGCUGCCACUGAGGCAGUGCCCACUGACUGGGUGAACCCCAUGUGGGAGCAAACCACACUGGGGGGGGGGUCAUGAGAACAGCAAAGUGGUAACUCCUUCAUCAUGUUGUGAUGGCCAUAUUCCAGCCUCCAACCUCCAGCCCCCAGUUCCAUAACUUAAUAUAAACAAUUUGGAGAACUGUUUUAUACUAUAUUCAACUUUAAUGUCUCUAGUAUACAAUACUGUGGCAUUUUAAUUCUGGUUGAGUUCAAAUGUUUUUAAGCAAAUAAAAUGGAGGAAGGUUUUGCUGCACAA